AUGCCGGCGAAACUCCACACGCUCAAGGCGAAGAUCGUUGGGGAGAAGCCGGAGUGCUUCCCCUUCCGCUGCCAGUUGAAGCUGGUCAACCACGACGGGGCCGUCGCCCCGGGCGAUGUCGUCACCUUCCCCGAGUUCUUCUCGGGCGCUGGAGAGUUUGAGGGCAUCUACUUCGCAGCAGCUCCCGCAGAGGGGGGUGAAGGCGCUUUGGACCUACUCCUUGGCGACGUGGAGUACUUGUGCUUCCCCAAGCAGAUGGUGGACCUGGUGGGCGGCGCCGACAAGCUAGAGGAGCACUUCCGCCCGGCCCUGAUGUCGGCCGACCUCGGGGGAAUGACACUCGCUGACAUGGAGGAGGACAUGGGAGGCAAGGCCGAUUACUGGAAAGAGGUUGCGACCAAGGAUGAUGCGGGGAAGAAGGAUGGCCAGCCCACCACCGAGAUCAUUUAUGAGGUCGAGAAGAAAAGAAAGGGGUCGGAUUAA
Molecule: messenger RNA, 483 nt
Organism: Symbiodinium natans
Lineage: Eukaryota; Dinophyceae; Suessiales; Symbiodiniaceae
Source: the annotation of a GenBank genome assembly